Molecule: messenger RNA, 375 nt
Organism: Macrosiphum euphorbiae (potato aphid)
Lineage: Eukaryota; Metazoa; Arthropoda; Insecta; Hemiptera; Aphididae
Source: the annotation of a GenBank genome assembly
AUGAGCGCCGUUGAUGAGCGGCGGCGGUGGCUACGACGUCGUCGAAGACCGCCACCGCGGCGGUGGUGGGGAAUCGCCGAUUGCAGCUGGCAGGGUGCCCGCCCCGCCCACAAUCUCCGGAACCGGCUCCGCCCAUCACUCGCUCACGCACACGCCGCAUCGAUGUGUGUGCACGGCGGCGGCGAACGUCCCGGCGCACCCAAAGGAAGCGCGUGCGUGCGCAUCGUAGUACACCACCGCCGCCACCGCCGCCGAACCCAUCCCACCCCGCCGCAUCACCGUCUGCGCGAACCCCGGGGACAGCUUCGGCGUCGUCGAUCUCGUGGCCCGGCAGUCAACAGUCCGAUCGCGUCGAUCCGGUUCGCGGUCUGGUGA